CCGGCGUCUGCAGAGCCCGAGGCGCAACUGGUGCGAGGGCUUGAUGCUCGCCUCGCCGUCAGCCCCAGCUCGCGGCCGCCGGGGCUCCGGCCGCGCGCCCGCCGGGUGGCUUUGCUAGGCGGGGGCCAGUUUGCAGAGAGCCGGACAUUUGCAUGAAGCGACUCGACCCCACGGAGCAGCGGCGGACCCGGGCGGCGGCGGCGGCGCGCGGUCGGAGCCCGGCGGCCCUGGUCUCCGGGCCCCGGUGGAUGCGCGGCGGGGGGGCGGCCCAUGGGCCGGAGCUGAGGCUGCCCGGGGUGUCGGGGCGCGGGGCGGGGGGCGCGGUCGAGGCCCGGAGGCGGCGGCGCAGGAGGAAGCGGAGGAGGGCGGGGGGCGCGCCGGGCCCGGGAGGCAGGCAUCGCAGCGCUGCCGCCGCCGCAGCCCCGGGCUCGCCAUGCUCCUGGCCUCGGCCGUGGUGGUCUGGGAAUGGCUGAACGAGCACGGCCGCUGGCGUCCCUACAGCCCGGCCGUGAGCCACCACAUCGAGGCGGUGGUUCGCGCCGGCCCCCGCGCCGGGGGCAGCGUGGUGCUGGGCCAGGUGGACAGCCGUCUCGCGCCCUACAUCAUCGACCUGCAGUCCAUGAACCAGUUUCGCCAGGACACCGGGACCCUCCGCCCAGUUCGCCGCAACUACUACGACCCGACCUCGGCCCCUGGGAAGGGCGUGGUGUGGGAGUGGGAGAACGACAAUGGUUCCUGGACGCCCUACGACAUGGAACUGGGCAUCACCAUCCAGCACGCCUACGAGAAGCAGCACCCCUGGAUCGACCUCACCUCCAUCGGCUUCAGCUACGUCAUUGACUUCAGCACCAUGGGCCAGAUCAACCGGCAGACCCGGCGCCAGCGCCGCGUCCGCCGGCGGCUAGAUCUUAUCUACCCCAUGGUCACCGGCACCUUGCCCAAGGCCCAGUCCUGGCCAGCCAGCCCCGGGCCCGCCGCCGCGCCCCCCGCCCCGCCCUGCGCCUGCCCACAGUGCGUCCUGGUGAUGAGCGUCAAGGCCGCGGUGACCAAUGGGAGCGCUGGGCCCCUGGCGCCCCCGGCUGCCCGCAAGAACGUGCCCGAGUCUGGAGUGCUCAAGGCGCCUCCCCCACCAGGCCCUGGGCCCAAGCCACUGGACAGCACGGGCACCAUCCGAGGCCCGGUGAAGACGGUCCCGUCGCAGGCGAUCCGGCGACACGCCUCCAGCACGCCGGCAGGGGCCAAUGCGGGCUCCCCUGCUAGCCCCCCGGGAGCCAAUGGCAAGACCGGAAGGGUGGCCCUGGCGACCUUGAAUCGGACCAGCCUGCAGCGACUGGCCAUCGCCCAGUCCCGGGUGCUGAUCGCCUCCGGGGUCCCCACCGUCCCAGUGAAGAACCUAAGUGGGUCCAGUCCUGUCAACCCUGCCUUGGCAGGAAUCACUGGGAUCCUCAUGAGUGCGGCAGGGCUGCCUGUGUGUCUCACCAGGCCACCAAAGCUGGUCCUCCACCCGCCCCCUGUCAGCAAGAGCGAAAUAAAAUCCAUCCCAGGGGUUUCCAACACAAGCCGCAAGACCACCAAGAAACAAGCCAAGAAAGGUAAAACCCCAGAAGAAGUGCUGAAGAAGUAUCUGCAGAAAGUCCGGCAUCCACCAGACGAGGACUGCACCAUCUGUAUGGAGUGCCUCACGGCCCCCUCGGGCUACAAGGGUCCACAGCCGACGGUCAAGCCUGACCUAGUGGGUAAGCUGUCCAGAUGCGGCCACAUCUACCACAUCUACUGCCUGGUCGCCAUGUACAACAACGGCAACAAGGAUGGGAGUUUGCAGUGUCCAACCUGUAAGACCAUUUAUGGGGUGAAGACAGGUACCCAGCCUCCAGGGAAGAUGGAGUACCACCUCAUUCCCCACUCUCUGCCUGGCCACCCAGACUGCAAAACCAUCCGGAUCAUCUACAGCAUCCCCCCUGGCAUUCAGGGGCCAGAACACCCAAAUCCUGGGAAAAGUUUCAGCGCCCGUGGCUUCCCACGACACUGUUACCUUCCAGACAGCGAGAAAGGGAGAAAGGUCCUGAAGCUGCUGCUUGUGGCCUGGGACCGCCGUCUCAUCUUUGCCAUCGGUACGUCCAGCACCACGGGCGAGUCCGAUACCGUCAUCUGGAAUGAGGUCCAUCACAAGACAGAGUUUGGCUCUAAUCUCACUGGCCACGGCUACCCAGAUGCCAAUUACCUGGAUAAUGUGCUGGCUGAACUGGCUGCCCAGGGCAUUUCUGAGGACAGUGCCGCCCAGGAGAAGGACUGAACCGGAGGGGCUUUGGGGUGGGAGAGGCCACGGGACCACAGGUCAGGAAGUGGGGAGAGUCAAGGUGGAAGUUGGCGCCAUGCCCUCCCAACUCCCUGUCUCCCCUCCUGUCCUGUCUCCACCCCCCAUCCCUCCCAGCCCCAGGCUGCGGGGAGCAGCCAGAAUGAAUAAGGUGGUGUCAUCCACAAACCUCAUCCAACGCAAAGGGGACGUGGGAUGAGGGCCAGCCUCAGUCUGUUCCCAUGGAGUUUUUGGUGCUGGGUAGGCAGGGACCCCCCCCUCACCCCCCUAAGCAGGGGGCAUGGGUAGCGCGCUUAGGGUAUGGGCAACUCCUCAUCCUGGCCUUGUGAAGCCGGAGGUUCAUGCCCCAGCCGGCUUGUUGCUGCUCCCAUUCUGCUUCGAGAGCGGAGUUUCCGCUUUUCUCUCCUCCACUGGAGGGAGGAGCUCUCACUGUGCAAGACUGGGGGGCAAAGCGGUGAACCGCGAAACUGCCGUGACGUCAGAAAUCCAUGCCUCGGUGUACAGCAAGGAAGCGCUUCUUGCCAAGGGGGUCAGGGUGGCACAGGCUCCUGGGAGCAGGCUCAGCUCUCAUCAUCGCCCUGGCUUCUCUGGGCCCUCCCUCCUCCUCCCACCUUUGACCUGUCCAAAGAGGCAUCCAGAUGAAAAGGCUCUGGGAUUCCUCUCUGGGGCGGCAUCCCACGAUGCCUCCGGCCCCUCUCUGAUCAGACCCGAGCCUGCAUCCAACUUAGCAUCUGAACAGUCCUCAGGGAGAGGAGCCCAUAGCCUUCUUCCCAACUCAUCCCAGGCCAGCUCAAAGAUUCCAUGAGUUUCAUCCAGUCACUGUGAGUGGAGCCCAGGCUGGGCUCUGUGCCAUCUGUGUGCGUGCAUAUAUGUGUAUGUGCAUGUGCGUGUGUGCGCGUGUGUGCACUGCUGGGCCAGGUUGGUGGAGGGUCCCAUCGUGUUCUCACACUGUGUUUUGCAAGAUGUCAAACCCCCAAUUCUGAUGGGGAUGAAACAGCCAGGCUGUGGGCCCUUGACUUGCCUCACCCUUUGCCAGCCCAUCCCAUAGUAAACUUGGACCCAGAAGAAGACAGAACUCUGCUUGGGAAGAUGUGUAAGGUGAGGGCUGGACUGACCCCUUUGUAUAUCUCUUUCAAGAUGAGGUCUGAGGCACACUACGAGGGCUUCAAUCUGUCUCCGUGCACAUUUGCUAAUCAGAGCCCGGAGGUGCUGCUGGGCCCCUCACCUCCCUCAUCGAUUACAGGAUGACCCAGAGCGUGAGGGAGACUCUAGCCCAUUCCCAGCAGGAUUGGGGCCACAUUAGGGUCCAGUCCAACCUGUGUCUGGGUUGUGUCCCAGGACCCUGUCUAUCCCCUCCCUGACAUUCCCUUCAGCUCCCAUUAAGGAAGGAAUUGUGUGUCAGGGAGGAGAAGGGUGAUCAAGAAGGGAAACCCAGGCUUCCGUGGUGGCGCAGUGGUUGAGAGUCCGCCUGCCGAUGCAGGGGACACGGGUUCGUGCCCCGGUCCGGGAAGAUCCCACAUGCCGCGGAGCGGCUGGGCCCGUGAGCCAUGGCCGCUGAGCCUGCGCGUCCGGAGCCUGUGCUCCGCAACGGGAGAGGCCGCGGCAGUGAGAGGCCCGCGUACUGCUGAAAAAAAAAAAAAAAAAAAAAAAAAAAAAGAAGGGAAACCCAAUCCUCCCUUUGAAAGUGGGUUCUUUGAACUACGUGUUUAGGGGAAGUUCCUCUGGAUACUAAUUUGAAUUUAUAUACCUCAUGUUUGGGGGGUUUGACGUAUAUAUAUGCAUAUAUAUUUCAUAGUAUUUGGAAGGUUUUCGAUGCUAGAAAGAUGGAAAUGGAAGAACCUUCAAAAAUGGUAUUUAAGUUCGAAGCAGAAGCCAAGCUUUUCUGAGAGCGGGCUCCGAGCUGCUUGCUCUUAGGCCUGCAGGCGUUUUGACUGUAGGGUGGCCAGUGGGUUCACCUGGGUGUCACCCAGCUUCUGGGUCACGCUCCCCUCCUUUUCCAAAUGGCUAUAGGGGUGUUAAUCGGCUCCAGCAGAGGGAACCCUGACAGGAGGAACUGUUCCUGCUGGCUGAGUUCCAGUCUCGCCCAUCAGUCAUUUAUCUCCCCAGCAGACCAGGGCCUGAGUUCACCGCACCAUGGGGCCGUUUCCUGCCACAGCGGGGAAGGAAACACCUGAACUCAAUGGACGAGACAUCCCUGCAGCUUUUGAUGUCACGUCCAUGCCCUCUGCCAGGCUAAGGCUACGCCGUGCCAGAGAUGAGCCUCAUUAUAAGCCUAGUGCCAUCCCUACCUUCAUUCAGCACCCUUGCCAAGUAUCCACUGGGUUCCUCACCCACGUGGGAUGAGGAAACAGCCUGAGCGUCAAUGGGUAGAUAGAGCUGUGCAGUAGGAGAUGGGAAAGAAAGGAGAAUGCUUUGACAACUGGCAGAGGGCAGUGGGCAGAGAUUGAUUUCCCUGGAUCAGGCAGAAGAAGGUGUGGGUGGAGAAGGGGACGGCCAAGAGCAGAAAGAAGAGGAUGUAGGGACCAUGUAAGGCAGGCAGUGUGCCAGGGGCAAUACCCCUGUGAGAGUUCAUCUUCGAACCUUCAAGCCUUCCCCCCUCUACGGCACUGAUCGUAUCGGUGCCCCGCGUCUCUUGCUCUCUAAGGACGCUCAGUAGGGGCUACCUCAUCCUCAUGCUGCUCCUUUUGUGGGACCUUCUCAGAAGAAGGAAUCUUAAACUUCCUUCCGAACACUGUGUCAGGCAAGGUGGGAGGCAUCCCUUUGCCCUCUCUCUCGUGCCAACCUGGAAAGGUACAGUCUCGGGUUCGGUGAGAACCCCCGCCAGCAGAGGCCCUGUGCAUCCAUCACUUUGACACAGGAAGUUCUCCCACCGGAAGCCCUGCUGUGUUCCCUGCCCCGUGCAGGGAAUUUCAUGCCUUUCCUUUCAUCGUCUUAGCACCAGCAGCCUAGUCUCUCCCUUCCUGAGUCUCCAGCGAUGACACACGGGAUUGGAGACAAACCUUGUUAUAUUCUCAUCCCUUAGAAGAUGAAUCGUGUAUGUGUAGUUGUGUGUGCCUUUGUGUUUUCAUCCCCCUUUUGUAAAGCUUGGACUUCUCUGUGGUUUUAUACUUGGUCAAAAGUGCUCGUCCUGGUAUUGCACUGUUGUGGGCAUGAGAGGAUUGGGGGAAGGUCCCGUGUGGUACAAGAAAGGGCCCUGUCCUCUUUCCUUGUUUGUGGCCACUGGCAUUGAUGGGGAGCGGGGAGGAGGUGGGUCUGGGAGAGGGCAGGUGAAUGUCCUGUUGCAAAUCGUUGUUUGAAACCAGCGUGCUUUGAAGUCCUUGGUGUUGCUCUGUGAGAGGACAUCGCCACCUGGUGCUCAUGAGGUGUAUGUGCAGAACAAUAAAUGGUAAAUGAACAACCACAAAAUUGCCGUCAACCUGCUUUCUGUAGACCAGUACACCGACCUGUGAGGCAUUUGGGGUACCUCCCCAAGUCCGUAAGCAACCACAAGCCCUUCCACUGAACGGGAGAGUCCCUUUUUCUAAUUUUUUCACAUCUUUUCUACCCACACGUUUGACCAAGUUACCUAGCUUGACUUCUUGUUCCUCUAAAGGAACAGACCACGUGGCAGGGGAAGUAAGUAAGUGAAACCGUGGGGGAAAGACCGUCUUAAAAGCCAUGAACCUUUGCUUCUUAAAGUUCCCUUCACCUGACUACAAUAUCGUGUAUGUUUCAAUAGUUUACAGGCUGUUGUUUUUCAAAUACAUGUUUAGUAUUGAUCAUCUCGAUACUAAUGAGAUCACAAAAAUAAAAUGCAA
Molecule: messenger RNA, 6111 nt
Organism: Physeter macrocephalus (sperm whale)
Lineage: Eukaryota; Metazoa; Chordata; Mammalia; Artiodactyla; Physeteridae
Gene: DTX4
Product: deltex E3 ubiquitin ligase 4
Exons: 9
Coding region: 434-2293 (619 amino acids)
Biological process (GO): protein ubiquitination; Notch signaling pathway
Cellular component (GO): nucleoplasm
Molecular function (GO): ubiquitin protein ligase activity; zinc ion binding
Source: RefSeq, a predicted model, not a curated record